Arctia plantaginis is the source of this 957-nucleotide messenger RNA. The record is from the annotation of a GenBank genome assembly. NCBI's taxonomy places the organism in Eukaryota, Metazoa, Arthropoda, Insecta, Lepidoptera, Erebidae.
AUGACGAUAGUCCCACUGUUAUUGCUACACGGAUUCCCUGGAUCAGUCGUAGAGUUCUUCAAAUCCAUUCCAUUACUGACUUCUGUUUCAAAAGACAGAGAUUUUGCUGUCGAGGUCAUAGUUCCAAGUUUACCUGGCUUUGGAUUUUCUGAAAGUGCUAUUCGUCCAGGAUUGGGUGCAACAGAAAUGGGAGUGGUAUUGCGAAAUUUGAUGCACAGACUUGGCUUCGAAAAGUUUUACGUCCAUGGCGGGGACUAUGGUGCUUACGUGGGGUUCAGUAUCGCCAAUUUAUAUCCCAAGGAAACUUUAGGAUACCAUACAAACUUGGCUUUAUCAAUGAACAUUAAGUCAGCGGCGUUAUGGGUGCUCGGUUCUAUAAGUCCAUCAUGGGUUAUGAGUCCAGUAGUUGUGGAUAGAGCGUAUCCAAUUUUGGAGUACCUAAUUUGGGUGAUGCAAGAGUCGGGGUAUUUUCACGUACAGGCUUCGAAGCCUGAUACUAUUGGAGUAGCUGUAUCAGAUUCUCCUGCUGGUCUUCUGGCCUACGUACUACAGUUAUUUUCUAGUGGCAGCCGGAGGAAAUACUUACAGCGAACUGACGGUGGUUUGGAUGAUCUGUACAGUCGUGAUGAACUCCUGGAUAACCUGAUGAUGUAUUGGGUACCAAAUAGUUUUGCAACAUCUUGCAGAAUUUAUGCUGAAACGGUGAAUGUUAGAAUGUUCAAAUUAGGCAUUCUGAGUGAGCCCACGCCAGUCCCAACAUGGACUAUCCAUGCCAAGGACGAAAUUUUCUACCAAUCUCCCAUCAUGCUGAAGGUCAAAUAUCCGAAUUUGCUGCACUCCACUGUGCUGCCUAGUGGUGGACACUUCCUGGCUUUGGAGGACCCGGAGAUAUUUAGUGAAGAUGUGUUGAAGGCGUUGGCUACAUUCAGAGCAUGGCAUAAUAAACAAAAUCCUUAA